AUGAAUCUCCAAAUUUUUAAUAUUUUUUUAAUUAUUCUUUCAAUUUUACUUGCAUUAACUAUUACUGUUAAUGCUCGCUUUAAUAGGCCUAUUAAAAAACAUGCCAAUAAACAUAAUAUUGUGCCUACAAAAACUAAAUGCACAACUCCAACUCCAACUUGUUGCCAAGCACGUAAUAGUCCAGGGUGGAAUAACAAAGCUUUUUUAGCUCCUGGUUCACUAAUAGCUUUUAAUGGCUUAUGUUUUCAUGGCCAGAACACGACUACUAUUAAUUAUUGCUCACUUCCCACCUAUGAACCAAGCAGUGUGAAUGUAGAAGGUGGUAUUAUUCGUUGUAGUGGUGGCAGUUAA
Molecule: messenger RNA, 351 nt
Organism: Dentiscutata heterogama
Lineage: Eukaryota; Fungi; Glomeromycota; Glomeromycetes; Diversisporales; Gigasporaceae
Source: the annotation of a GenBank genome assembly